UCUGCUCAAACUUGACUUGGGCGCUAAUGUAACUAUUAUGAUUUUUAGAGAUAAAAAGAAUUUUCAAGCUAAGCUGAAAUACUGUCUAGGAAAGAUUAGGAAAUUUCGAAAUAUCAAAGAAAGCACCAUGACAUGAGCUUCAGAACUUUAAUGAAGACUAAAGUUUGAAAACAGAUGCACCCAUCAUAAUGGUGUCUGAAGGUGUUGAACGAUAUCGCCGAAGUUUGAGUCAGGAGAAGCCAUGUUUUAUGUCUAUUCUCACUGGAGAGUGGAUGGAAAUGCCAGACUCAGCAAGGCUGGGAAAAUGUCGGUCAGUGAUAGAUUUUGAGAAGUUAAACAGAGUCGGAGAAGGAACAUACGGCAUUGUUUACAGAGCCAGAGAUACACGCACAAACAAAGUGGUGGCUCUCAAAAAAAUGAGGAUGGAAAGGGAAAAAGAUGGAAUCCCCAUCAGCGGUCUGCGAGAAAUCAACAUUUUGUUGAAUCUGCGGCAUGAUAAUAUUGUGGAGAUGAAAGAAGUUGUUGUUGGGAAGAGCUUCGACAGUAUUUUUCUGGUGAUGGAGUAUUGUGAACAGGACUUGGCGUCUUUGCUUGACAACAUGGCAGCUCCAUUUUCAGAAUCACAGGUGAAGUGUAUUGGCAUCCAGCUUUUGAAAGGUCUACGAUAUCUCCAUGAAAAUUUCAUAAUUCACAGAGAUUUGAAGGUAUCCAAUCUCCUGAUGACUGAUAAGGGUUGUAUUAAAAUAGCUGACUUUGGUUUGGCUAGGAAGUACAGAUUGCCCAUGAAAGCCAUGACACCUAAAGUGGUCACUCUCUGGUACCGGUCACCUGAAUUACUUCUUGGUGCUAAAACACACACAACAGCUGUAGAUAUGUGGUCUGCUGGAUGUAUUCUGGGAGAAUUGUUAGCUCAUCGACCUCUGUUACCAGGACGAUCAGAAAUUCACCAGAUUGAACUCAUCAUUACUAUGUUCGGCACCCCAAACGACAGUAUCUGGCCUGGAUUUUCUUCUUUGCCAGCACUGGAAAAUAUCUCACUGAAGAAACAGCCGUACAACAAUUUAAGACACACAUUCCCCUGGCUGUCUGAUGGUGGUGUUCGACUUCUGAACUUCCUGUUCAUGUUUGAUCCUGUGAAAAGAGCCACAGCUGAGGACUGUCUGGACUGUUCGUAUUUCAAGGAGCAGCCUCAUCCUUGUGAACCAGAGUUCAUGCCUUCCUUUCCUCAACAUCGUCUGAAGCGAAAGAAUGCCGAUUCACAGAAGGAAGAACAAAAAUCAAAACCUGGUUCAUUCAAGGAAUUUGGAAGCAGCUCACAUCUUACCUUGUCUGCCAAGAAACCAAAAGUGUGAUCGUGAAAAAUAGUUUGCCAAGACUUCUUAUCAAAUGUUUAAAAACGUGGUUUACUGGGAAUGUCAUAAUCCACAACAAAAACCAAUAAGUUAUGAGCUGUUGCAGAAAGGAUUCGAAGACCUUAUUAAAAUAUUCUAAAAGAAUGUUCAGAGAGGGUGAAGUCACACUGAAACAGCAAUUUUCUUGACUGACUGAAAAUCAUCUCUAACAAAUCACAAAUAUAAAACUGGACAUUUAAGAAGGUGUGCAGACAGCAUUAUCGUUACCUGUGCAAUAGUAAAAAUGGAAGAAGUGUUCAAUCGGAACCAACAUAGAUAUUCCAUACGGAACAUGUUGACAAUUCUCUAAAAACUGCAACUGACUGUACAGUUGUGAAUCGGAUCCUUUUUAUGGAGUGUUUCACUUGUUAUUUGUCAAUGUACUAUUGCAAACAUAAAUGGAAAAAAAAAUGUCCAUUUGAAUGAUGAUAUGCAUAUAUAUUAUUAUGGAUCACAUAAAUACCAAAGGUUAUAAUUGGAAAAAUUCUCAAUAUUCUUCAGCUCUUUCAUCAUCAUUUUUGAUAGAUCAGUUGAAACAUUUGGAAAGCAACUGAAACCGAUUGUUAUUAUGGCAAAUAUAAGAUUGGACAGGAACAAAGAGUGAUUGUUACAGAAAUAGAAGAAACAUUCACUUUUUUUUGUUAAGCAGUCUAUUCACUUGUGACUGAAGUGUGCGUCGUCCAUGAACGUGUAAUUGCUACACAAAUGUUGUAAUUGUAUAAAUGUUUGUUGAAAAUGCAUGUAUUCUGUUUUUCAAGUACAUGUAUUACUCAUUA
Messenger RNA from Gigantopelta aegis, 2167 nucleotides. RefSeq names its product cyclin-dependent kinase 10-like. The transcript is spliced from 17 exons. The record is from RefSeq and is a predicted model, not a curated record. Gene Ontology annotation, biological process: regulation of mitotic cell cycle; protein phosphorylation. Gene Ontology annotation, molecular function: ATP binding; cyclin-dependent protein serine/threonine kinase activity. Gene Ontology annotation, cellular component: nucleus. Bases 189 to 1352 code for a protein of 387 amino acids. Lineage: Eukaryota; Metazoa; Mollusca; Gastropoda; Neomphalida; Peltospiridae.